AUGUGUGCUGCUAAAAUGACAGAAGGGAGCUUGCAUGUGGAAUCCUGCAAGGCACCUUUGUUUUACAGACAAGCUGAACCGGCUACAGGUGAAGUCAAUCUGUCCAUCCUACUUCUGCACGGCAUCCGUUUCUCAUCUGAGAAUUGGCUCAAUAUAGGAACACUGGAGACAUUGGCCAAAGCUGGCUGUCGUGCUGUGGCCAUCGACCUACCCGGUUUUGGCCAGUCUAAGUCAGCGGUGGCCCCAUCCGCUGUAGGAGAGCUGGCCCCUGGUAGGUUCCUGAAGCACGUGUGUGAGGCCCUGGGGAUGGGGCCAGUGGUGGUAGUCAGUCCCUCUCUCAGUGGCAUGUACUCCCUGCCCUUCCUCUUCCAGCACGAUGCUCUGGUCCGGGCAUACAUCCCUGUGGCUCCCAUCUGCACUGAGAAAUUCACAGCAGAGCAGUACAUCAGCAUACAGACUCCGUCUCUGAUUGUCUAUGUCUAUGGAGACCAUCAGCUAAAGGAAGUUUCUCUGAACAACCUGAGGAAGCUAGCCAAUCACAAGGUGUUGAUGAUGAAAGGAGCAGGACAUCCAUGCUAUCUGGACGACCCAGCCACGUGGCACAUGGCUCUCACUGACUUUCUCAGUACGUUGUGAUGUUGUUCAGUAUCAUUGGGAUAUCUGUCCAUGGAUGCAACACUAUACGGUGAAUACCUACUAACAUUUCUUUAUAUAGAAAAUCGACUAUGUAUGCUGUUGGUAACUUGUCGAAUAGACACCGGAUUCAGGAUUAGACCCACCCGUUGUAUAAUAUUUGUCAAAAGCCAGUAGGGAGGAUUUUUUAGUGUGAUGUUUUGGAGACCUGUAAAUAGGUCACUGCUGAUAAUAGUGUAUGUGAACGGUGUGUUUGUAGCCUAUACAGCAGGGGUCUCCAACCCUGUUCCUGGAGAGUUACCGUCCUGUAAGUUUUCACUCCAAUCCCGAGUUGCAACUAACCUGGUUCACCUUAUCAACCAGCAGAUUAUUAGAAUCAGGUGUGCCCUGCUAUAAAGUAUGUAUGUACUGGACAUGAGUCCUGGCAUUUCAGAGAUGUAAAAACAAACACCAGACAAUUAAAUGAAGUGA
Messenger RNA from Salmo salar (Atlantic salmon), 1104 nucleotides. NCBI's taxonomy places the organism in Eukaryota, Metazoa, Chordata, Actinopteri, Salmoniformes, Salmonidae. The record is from RefSeq and is a predicted model, not a curated record.